Camellia sinensis is the source of this 1878-nucleotide messenger RNA. RefSeq lists its product as uncharacterized. The record is from RefSeq and is a predicted model, not a curated record. Gene Ontology annotation, molecular function: protein binding. Lineage: Eukaryota; Viridiplantae; Streptophyta; Magnoliopsida; Ericales; Theaceae.
GUAAUUUGCAGCAUAACAACGUGUUGUAGUUGUUGUAGUAGCAGUGGUCAUUGCAAUGCUCACACAGAAAAGAAUCGUGUCGAAGAAGACGAAGAUCAACAAAAAGCCAUUUGCUUUCUUCCCAAGCUUAUCUCUAUCCUGAAUCUGUCUGUCUCCAUCAAAGCUUUCAUUUCACCACCAAAAAGCUUAUAAAACCCCCUUCAAUCUCUGUUGCUCUGUCCAAUCGAUUUUUGUGUGUUGAGCAAAAAUGAAGAUAUUGAUGAUGAUGGUGAUGAUACAUUUGCUCUGUUUUCUUCAAUCUAGUUUCUUCACAUUCGCAAUCUUAGACCCCAUUGAUUUCCUAUCACUCCAAUCGAUUCGAAACUCCCUCGCCGACUCUCCUGGCUCCAAUUACUUCUCCUCCUGGGACUUCACCUCCGACCCCUGCAACUUCCCCGGCGUCUACUGCGACUCCGACAAGAUCAUCGCCUUGAAUCUCGGCGAUCCUAGCGCCGGUUCACCAGGCCUCACCGGCCGCCUCCACCCGGCCAUCGGAAACCUCUCUUCUCUCGCCGAGUUCACCGUCGUCCCCGGCCGAAUCAUCGGUACAUUGCCCAACUCAAUCUCCCAAUUGAAGAACCUCAGAUUCUUAGGAAUCAGCCGCAAUUUCAUCUCCGGCGACAUUCCGGCCAGUCUAGGUCAGAUUCAGGGAUUGCGUACUCUCGAUCUCAGUUUUAAUCAGUUUUCUGGAGCUAUUCCUUUCUCGAUCGGAACCCUGCCGGCGUUGUCUAACCUCAUUCUCAACAACAAUCGUCUCUCCGGUUCGGUUCCUCCUUUCUCUUCCCAAUCCCAAACCCUAACCCGGCUCGACCUCAAAUACAACAAUCUCUCCGGUUCAAUCUCAUCAACUUCACUUCCGUCUUCUCUCCAGUACCUUUCGUUGUCAUGGAACCGGUUGGAAGGCCCGGUGGACCGGAUCUUAACCGGGCUCAACAGCUUAAACUAUCUCGACCUGAGCAUGAACCGGUUCACGGGCAGCAUUCCGGCCAGUGUAUUUAGCUUCCCAAUCACGAACCUUCAGUUGCAGAGAAACUCGUUUUCCGGUCCGGUUCAACCGGUUGAUCAGGUGACAAUUCCGACCGUUGAUCUUAGCUACAACAGGUUGUCAGGUCAAAUCUCUCCAAUGCUGUCGACGGUACAGAACCUUUACCUCAAUAAUAACCGGUUCACGGGUCAGGUACCGGGCAGCUUGGUGGACCGGUUGAUGGAAGCUAGUAUACAGAUACUGUAUCUACAACAUAACUUUCUGACUGGGAUUGAGAUCAAUCCAACGGCUGAGAUUCCACUGAGUAGCUCAUUGUGUUUGCAGUAUAAUUGUAUGGUGCCACCUGUACAGACUCCUUGCCCUUUGAAGGCUGGGAUGCAGAAGACAAGGCCUACUGAUCAGUGCAUCGAGUGGAGGGGGUAAAUUGGAGAAUUCAAGCCCCUCUCAGGGGUGGUAGAAAGGGAAAGAUGAGAUAAUUCACUGGUUUAUACUGAUUUAUUAUAUAUUUUUGACACAAAAUAUUUUUGUGGGAGUUUAUGAAUUCAUUUAUUUAUUUGUGUGUUAAUAUGUGGGUAAAUCACAGAAUAAUUUUGUUUUUGUUUUUGUUUUUGUUUUUGUAAUGAGAGGGAAUAUAUAGUAUUGCCACUGACAAUACUCAAUCCUUGAUGUAUUGUUGUUGUGAAUUCUUAAUCUAUUGUUUUGUCUUGUGAAACUAAAUUAGUAUUUGUGUGUAUAAGGAAGCAUUUAGGGUGAGUCCUAUGUUCUAUUAAUGUUUUUUGAUAUGUUUUUCUCUUUUUGAGAAAACAAAAAAAAUUGAUAGUUGGUGGUGAAUGGUAUUGGGACUUUUGGCCAAA